AAGUUUUGUGUACAGCCAGUGCAGAGUCUGACAAAUCAUCUCCUUCACAUGUGAAGUGUCCAAUGAGACUUUAGAAUAAUUAACACCACCCACCACUUUCCAUUCAAACUCCUUUUUUCAUGCUACCCAUAUUCAAUAAAGCCACAACCAAAGCAGAAAAGACACACAGCAUCUCUCUCCUUGUCUACCUCUUUCUACACAUCAACAUGGGCUCCAAUAACGCUCCUUUGGCAUUCUCAUACACCUUGCUGCUGCUGCUGCUUCUUGGCUUUGCAAGCUCAAACUUGGACCAAGAUAGAGCAGAAUGUGCAGAUCAACUAGUCGGUCUCGCCACAUGUCUUCCUUACGUCGGUGGCGAUGCCAAAACUCCCACCCUGGACUGUUGCACUGGAAUCAAGCAAGUCCUUGAGAAGAGCAAGAAAUGCCUGUGCGUCCUAAUCAAGGACAGAGAUGAUCCCAAACUUGGCCUCAAGAUAAACGCAACUCUCGCACUAGCACUCCCUAGCGCCUGUCAUGCACCCUCUAACAUAUCCGAGUGUGUUUCCCUUCUGCAUCUGUCACCUAAUUCAACGGAGGCUAAAAUAUUCGAGGGACACUCGAACAGCACCAAAGGGAGCAGUGCGGCAACGGUUGCCAGUGUUAAGGGGAACUCCACCGGCAAUGGAUCAAGUAGUGCUGAAGAAAAAAGCGAUGGUGGCCGGGUGGGAAAGAUGUGGUUGGGAGCAGAGAUGGCCUGUGGAAUUCUGCUAUGGUUUUUCACACCCUACCCACCGUUUUAUGUUUGGUAGGCCCCCUAUAUUGGCCAUUGCUGUAUCCUUAUAUUGUCACGGGUAUACUGUGCUCGAUCCCUCUUUUUGCGUCUAGAAUUUAUUUGUCAUGAAUUUCCAACUACAUUUGACAUGUAAGAGACCCACAUGGAGUAAUUUCAAUACUAUGAUCAGUGUCACAGUGUGUUGUUAUUUU
Juglans microcarpa x Juglans regia is the source of this 963-nucleotide messenger RNA. Its product is annotated as non-specific lipid transfer protein GPI-anchored 6. Lineage: Eukaryota; Viridiplantae; Streptophyta; Magnoliopsida; Fagales; Juglandaceae. The record is from RefSeq and is a predicted model, not a curated record. Bases 120 to 788 code for a protein of 222 amino acids. The transcript is spliced from 3 exons.